Molecule: messenger RNA, 2851 nt
Organism: Populus euphratica (Euphrates poplar)
Lineage: Eukaryota; Viridiplantae; Streptophyta; Magnoliopsida; Malpighiales; Salicaceae
Product: ARM repeat superfamily protein
Exons: 15
Coding region: 40-2484 (814 amino acids)
Biological process (GO): ribosomal large subunit biogenesis; ribosomal large subunit export from nucleus
Cellular component (GO): nucleolus
Source: RefSeq, a predicted model, not a curated record
UUUAGCAGGGUUUUCUUUUUUUUUUAAUCAAUCUUAAUAAUGUCGACGGCGGAUUCCUUGUCGGCGUCGGGGCGGAGCUCGGAGAAGCUGAGCCUUCAAUCUCUCCAAUCCAAAAUGAAAAUUGACCCAGAAGGUUACGAAACGGAGCUCGGCUUGGUUUACAACCAAUUUAAGUCGGCUUUGGAUCUUUUUCAACAGCAAGCAGCUCUCAGUUUCGCCUCCUCCUCCGGUGUCUGCGCUGACCCCACUAUUUACAAGGACCUCAGUGACCGCGCCACUUUUUUGUCUCAUGUUACGCCUUUUUACCCGAAGCAGCUUGCUGAGUUUCCAGCUCAACUCGCUGAGUUUCUCAAAUCGUCUGCUCGGACUCUGCCUUCGGGACUUCGGUGUCAUGUUACUCAAGCACUUAUUCUACUGAUUAAUCGAGAUAUGGUUGAUAUUAGUGAAACUCUAGCAUUGUUCAUGGAGCUUCAAACACUGGGAGAUAGGACAUUGAGGAAUUUGGCUUUUACUCAUGUUGUUCAUAGCAUUAGGAGGAUGAAUAAGAAGCAUAAAAAUGAGGCUAAGAAUCGGGCCCUUCAAAAUAUCCUCUUUUCCUUGCUACAGCAAGAUGAUGAAGCGCGAGCGAAGAGAGCACUCAUCACACUAUGUGAGCUUCAUCGAAGGAAGGUGUGGUUCGAUGAUAGAACUGCAAAUUCAAUUUGCAUGGCAUGUUUUCAUUCAUCAUCAAGAAUCAUGAUUGCUGCUCUGUCUUUUCUCCUCGAUUAUGAGAAGAUUGAAGAUAAUGACAAUGAUGAUAGUGAUGCUUCAAGUGGCGAAGACGAUCCAAAUCCUCGAACAGCUCAAGUUGUCAUUAGUAAAGAGUCAAUUUAUAAGGCACACAAUAAAGGUACUGUAGCUAGCAAGAAGAAAAAGAAAGCAAAACUGCAGCGUGCUAUACGUAGCAUGAAAAGGCAGCAACGAUUGUCAUCAGAAAACAACAAUUCAAAUUAUUAUUCACCAUUCAACCAUCUUAAAGACGCCCAGGGGUUUGCUGAGAAGCUAUUUUCUCGCCUUCAGACUUGCAAUGAACGUUUUGAGGUCAAGAUGAUGAUGUUGAAAGUAAUUGCUCGAACUGUGGGGCUCCACCGCUUGAUUUUAUUAAACUUCUAUCCUUUUCUUCAGAAAUAUGUUCAGCCACAUCAGCGUGACAUCACGAAUUUACUUGCAGCAGCUGUCCAGGCCUGUCAUGAUCUGGUGCCUCCUGACGCAGUUGAACCAUUAUUCAAACAAAUAGUAAAUCAAUUUGUACAUGAUCGCUCGCGUCCUGAAGCCAUUGCUGUUGGACUGAAUGUGAUCAGGGAAAUAUGCUUGCGUAUACCUUUGUUGAUGAAUGAAGAUUUGCUGCAAGACCUUGUAUUAUACAAGAAAUCUCAUGAGAAGGCAGUUUCAGUAGCUGCUCGUUCACUCAUUACUUUAUUCAGAGAGGUUUGUCCUUCUCUGCUGAUUAAGAAAGAUCGAGGUCGUCCCAUUGACCCAAAAGCUAGGCCGAAGGCCUAUGGAGAAGUCAAUAUUGUCAGCAGUGUUCCUGGUGUUGAGUUGUUAGAAGAACUUAAUGAUGAUGAUGAUGAAGACAAGGAGGACAGGGAUGAUAUUGAUGAUUUGGCAUCCUGUGGCUCUGAUGAUGAUUCUGAAAAUGAGGAGAUGGUAUCUGCCAGUGAUGAAGGAGACCAGAUUUACAGUGAUGACACUGAAAGUGAGGAUGAUGACAUGCAAGAUUGCUCAGUUGAUGAAGAUGGUGAUGAUGCUGCAGACAAUGACAGUGGUGGUGGUGAGGGGGGGGAUGAGGAUGAGGAUGAGGAUCAGGAGGAGAAUGAUGAAGACAGUUAUGUGGUGGAUGAUGAGCUUGAAAAAGCUAAUGUUGCUCAUGGAACUAAUGAGAGUAAUGCGAGGGCAAUCAUAAAUAAAGUUAACAAAUCUGCUGAUAGAAAGAGGAAGUUCUCUGAUUUUGAUGGGCAACUUCUAGCAGCUGAUACAAGUUUGCGGGCUUUAAAGAAAAUGACAGAAGAGAAGUUGAAGAAACCACCAUCAGACUCUACAGAUGGUAUUCUUUCUAAUGAAGACUUCCAAAGAAUCAAGGAACUUAAGGCCAAGAAGGAUGCCAAGAUUGCUUUAACUCGGCAAGGAUUUAAGGUUCCAAGUUCUGAUGAUCUGAGUGCUAAGCGGGUGGAUCCUGCUAAGCUUGAAGUUCAUGUACGGGCAAGGCUAAACAAGGAAGAAAGAUUAGCACUGGUGAGAGCCGGGAGAGAGGAUAGAGAGAGCUACAAAUCUAGAAUCGCUGUAAAACAGAAAAAGACUGGCGGGCAGAGCAACAGGCAGAAGGAACACAAAAAGCAGAUGCCUCUUGCUGCAAAAAGGGCCAAGGUAGCAAGAUCUCAACAAGAGAAAAAGAGAAAGCAAAACCUUUCUGGCAAGCAGUUCCGGGGGAAGAAAGCAUGGAAAUGAUCAGAACCGUGUAUUAUCAUGCCAUGAAGCAUUUUUUUAUAUAUAAAAUACCAGACUCUCUUGGAGGAUAUAGUUUUGGUUUGUUGGUGACCUCUUAUACGCCAACUGUCUAAUUACAGUACCAGCAAAACAAACCAUUGAGUUGAGAAGGAUUUGGCUAAUUAUUACCAGGCAAAAGCGCAUCAAUUCAUGAAGAUUAUGGAACGGUAUGCUUGUCUGGUGAAAGCUUCUAGGUGAUGCAGUUUAUUACUAGGGCAUAAAACCUACGUGUCAAAAUAGGUGAUUCAAUACUUAAGUAGUAAUUGAUUAUUGAUUGUUGUUUCAAGACAAAAGAGAUAGAUCAUGAAGAUAAAAUAAAAUAUAAAAA